UUUAAUGCGAGCACAACAACAAAACAUGAAGCUCUUCGGUCUGCUCUCCCUGCUUGUGGGAGCCCUGGCCAUUGGCCAAAUCAAUGCAGCGGGCAAUACCCAUCUGGUCUGCUACUAUGACGGCGGCAGCUUUGUACGCGAAGGCCUCUCCAAGUUGACUCUCAACGACCUCGAGCCCGCCCUACAGUUCUGCACGCAUUUGGUUUAUGGCUUUGCCGGCAUUAAUCCCACCUCCAACAAAUUGGUGAGCAACAAUGAGAAACUGGAUCUGGAUGUGGGCAGCGGUCUGUAUCGCACUGUGACCGGCCUGAAGAAGAAAUACCCAGCACUCAAGGUUCUCCUGAGUGUGGGCGGUGACAGGGAUCAGGUGGAUCCCGACAACAACAAAUACUUGACUCUGCUGGAGAGCAGCAAUGCUCGCAUUCCAUUUAUCAAUAGCGCUCACUCGCUGGUGAAGACCUACGGUUUCGAUGGUCUCGAUUUGGGCUGGCAAUUCCCCAAGAACAAGCCCAAGAAGGUGCACGGAGGCAUCGGCAAGUUCUGGAAGGGCUUCAAGAAAAUUUUCACUGGCGAUUUUGUGGUUGACGAGAAGGCCGAGGAGCACAAGGAGGAGUUUACGGCGUUGGUGCGCGAACUGAAGAACGCCUUCCGUCCCGAUGGCUACCUCUUGGGCCUCAGUGUGCUUCCCAAUGUUAACUCCUCGCUCUUCUACGAUGUACCAGCUUUGAUCAACAAUUUGGACUACGUUAACCUGCACGCCUACGAUUUCCAGACUCCCGAGCGUAAUCCCGAGGUGGCCGACUUCCCUGCCCCCAUUUACGAGCCGAACGAACGCCAUCCUGAGGCCAAUGUCAACUAUCAGGUUCAGUUUUGGCUGAACAAUCAUGCGCCCGCCUCCAAGCUGAAUGUUGCCAUUGCCACAUGGGGUCGUGCCUGGAAGAUGACCAAGGAUUCUGGUCUGACUGGUCUGCCACCCGUAGCCGAGACGGACGGCGCCGCACCUGCUGGCCUCCAAACACAAACUGCCGGUUUCCUCAGCUGGCCCGAGGUCUGCGCCAAGCUGCCCAAUCCGGCCAAUCAGCAUCUGAAGGGCGCCGACGGUCCCCUGCGUAAGGUUGGCGACCCAACCAAGCGUUUCGGCAGCUAUGCCUACCGCUCGGCCGACGAUAGUGGCGAGAACGGUGUGUGGGUGGCCUAUGAGGAUCCCGACACUGCCGCCAACAAGGCGACAUUUGUCAAGGCCAAGGGUCUGGGCGGUGUCGCGUUGGUCGACCUGAGCUUUGACGAUUUCCGCGGUGGCUGCACCGGCGGCGAAGAGUAUCCCAUCCUGCGUGCCAUCAAAUACAAGUUGUAGAUAGAUGGCUGAUGCAGAUGGUCACAACUGUUCGAAUCUAGGACAGCACUUUGAUUAUGACCCAAAGGUACACAAUUACGUUUUUUUGUUCAGCUAAUUUUAUAAAUAAACAUUAUGUAACAAAUGAAAAUGAAGAA
Scaptodrosophila lebanonensis is the source of this 1491-nucleotide messenger RNA. It is a transcript of the gene Idgf4, whose product is annotated as chitinase-like protein Idgf4. Gene Ontology annotation, cellular component: extracellular region. The record is from RefSeq and is a predicted model, not a curated record. The coding region runs from base 5 to 1354 and encodes 449 amino acids. The transcript has 4 exons. Gene Ontology annotation, biological process: chitin catabolic process; carbohydrate metabolic process. Gene Ontology annotation, molecular function: chitin binding. NCBI's taxonomy places the organism in Eukaryota, Metazoa, Arthropoda, Insecta, Diptera, Drosophilidae.